AUGCUCGACGUCCGGGUGAAAAACCGGGAUAAUGGCAGCAUAGUUUCUAUCCGAACUGACGCGGAUGGAGCCUACCACAUGGUAGCCAGGACCAAGAUCAAGCCUGGCCAGUGUAUUCUCACGGAUCCCGGACUUGCAAUUUUCCCCUCGGGUCUGGGAAGUGGCCCGGAGUCCUCGGCACUGAUCAAAGAACGUAUUGAUGCCCUUCCCGAAAGGGAGCGUGAGGUCUUCUUCACCCUUGAGCACAAUCGAUUGUACGACUACGAUGAAUACUACGGACGGUAUGUUGCCCAUGCCUCCGUGCUUCGACACAGUCCAGAAUACGCCUGCAUCUUCCCUCUGCUUUCACUGGCGUCCAACAGCUGUAGCCCCAACAGCGUUAUUGCGGUUCUCCCAACAAACAAGACGACGGGGAACUCCCGACGCAGAAAGGGUUGGAAGCUUGCCCUUCGCGCCUGUGAGCUUAUCAAGGAGGGUGAGGAGAUAAAAUUCUUCAAACUGGCUGGUGGCGGCCGGUACCGUAGUCGGCUGGAAAAUCAUGUGGAAAGAUUCGGUUACCCGUGUCGCUGCGAGGAUUGCACACUGCCGGACGAGCUCCAUUUGCCCGCCGAGGACCAGAGGUGGCAGUUGGACCAGCUCUGGGAAACAGCAUUUGGCCGAGACGAUGUUUCCAGCCUGGCAUUGACGCACUGCAUCGGGCACAUGGCGCAGUCUUGCUACUUUGAGUGUAUUGUUGAUAAGAGCCUGCUUCUUCUUUAUCGCAGGCUUUUCGACAGGUUCGUGCAGGAUGAUGAUAUCAUGCGAGCACAUGUAUUUGCCGCCAAGAUAUUGAAGAUAAACGCCAGACUCAUUGGAUGGGAAUGCGACGACUUCCACCAAGGGCAUUUGAUGGCCCUCCAUGACCGCCUGCACGAAGAAUUUAGACAAGAUCCCGGCAUUAUGCUGAGAUUGGAAACUCUUACCUACUGCCAGAAAAUGGCUUGGCUUUUUAGGUGGGAGGAGACCCUCAGGGAAGCCGAGAUACCAGAAACAUGCCACGACCUUCGAAAUGACGAGCUCUUCCCCAGCUACACGCAAUUGCCUGAAGAUGAUGAGGACAAGGUAUCAGACUAUUUCAACUUGUAUCACCGACCAAAGAAGCACUGGAUCUUCAUAGCAAGCCUCGUCGGUUUGGAUGUAGUGGCGGAGAGGCUUCUGGUCCGUGACAAGAGAGCAAAGGCAGUUUAUGUCAGCUUGAACAACGUAAGUAUAAAUGUGGAGGAUGCACGGGACAUUGCCCCAUUGUCUCUCGUCCUGAUACCUUAUGCCGCGAGAACCACCUUAGAAGAUGGAAAGGAGGGAGUGUCUUCCACAAAUCAGAUGAUCAAGGUGAUAUCCGGGGUGACCUGGCCCGAGAUCUUGAAGCUCAGCUGCAAGGUAAACAUCUAUUCGAACAUAAGACGAGACAUGAGAAUCUGUCACGGAUGCAACAAGCAAGUUGAAAAAAGUUCUCCGGUGCUCUCCAAGUGUGCACGAUGUGGCAUGUUUUGGUAUUGUAGCAAGGACUGUCAGGUGACCGGUUGGAGAAACAAAGGUCACAAAGACGACUGCAAACUUUUGGGUAUCAAGGUCAUAUAUGAGGCUUUUUGCAGGCAUCCGGGGGCAAUGAUAAACCCUAUCGGCUGGGAGUUGAGGACCAUGUUCUUCAACGCUACGGACUGGGCAAAGCUCACCUCAAAGGCCACUGUUUCGGUUGCGGAUUUGAUUAAAAAGGUCCAACCGGUUGGAGUCGCACCUGAUUCCAAGACGAAGCCUGCUAACCCAAUGAUUAACAAACUUUUGGAAAAGCUUGGUGAUCUUGGGCCAGAGGAUUGA
This is a messenger RNA of Clonostachys rhizophaga, 1854 nucleotides long. The record is from the annotation of a GenBank genome assembly. NCBI's taxonomy places the organism in Eukaryota, Fungi, Ascomycota, Sordariomycetes, Hypocreales, Bionectriaceae.